AUGGUAGUCUACACUGAUGCAGCCCCAGGGCUGGCAGCCACAACGAUUCUGCUCACGACUUUGGCACUGAUUACAUUCGGUUUGCGCGCUUACUGCAGACUCAGCCGGAGAUCAUGGGGACCCGAGGACUGGAUCAUGACGGCAGCACUUGCGCCAUUCUUCGUCCUUGUUGCUGGAUGUCUUGGAGGGGCAUUCAAUGGAAUUGGUGCUCACACUACUACUCUUGCGAAGCCUGGUAAUGAGAAAUACUCAGCGGAGGCGCAGAAGGUGGUUAUCACUCUGAUCUUCUUUCUGAUCUUCGAAGUUGGCUACUGCUCUGCUAUCAUCCCAAUCAAACUCAGUAUCAGCUGGAUGUUGAUCCGUGUGGCGGAAGGAAGAAAAGCGUAUGUUCAUGUGCAAUACGUCGUCAUUGCUAUGUUUGUUUUGAUGAACAUCAUCGCGUUGGUCUUCAUUCUGGUCAACUGCAUUCCCGUCCAAGCUGCUUGGGAUACGGAAAUCCUCAAACAUGGUGGCCACUGUCAGCCCAGCCAUGUCCUCGCCAACGUUUACUACGCAUGUACCGCCGUCAACAUAUUUACUGAUUGGGUGACUGCUUUCCUCCCGGUACCUUUGCUCUGGAACGUGCAGAUCAAUCGCAACACCAAGAUUUCGAUUAUGGGACUGAUGGGCCUUGGAAUCUUCGCAUCACUUUCCGCCUGUAUCCGCCUAAAAUACACAGUCGCUCUUACCAGCCAAACCGACUACCUUUUCGAAGUCGCAAACGUCGUCAUCUGGGGAUUCGCCGAGAAUGGCAUUGGAAUGAUGGUCGGCAACAUCGCAACUCUCCGUCCGCUUUUCCGCAUCCUUCGCGACGGGAAGACCUCCGACUACAACAACAACUACCACAAGUCGCUCGGCUUGAGUGGCUCCCGUAGCGGAGGUGCCAUGUUUAUGCGCAACUAUGAGCUCGAGAGCGGAAAGCACCUUAAUCAUACCACCACCGAGGUCGACCGCGGCCCACGUGGCAGCUUGAGCGAUGGCGAUAGCCAGAAGGUCAUACUGGAAAAUGGACAAAACCCUGGCCAAGCUGAUAUUCUCGUUAACCGUCAAGUUAUGGUAACUUACGACUAA
Messenger RNA from Penicillium subrubescens, 1110 nucleotides. RefSeq lists its product as uncharacterized. The record is from RefSeq and is a predicted model, not a curated record. The coding region runs from base 1 to 1110 and encodes 369 amino acids. The transcript has 6 exons. Lineage: Eukaryota; Fungi; Ascomycota; Eurotiomycetes; Eurotiales; Aspergillaceae.